Molecule: messenger RNA, 6955 nt
Organism: Caenorhabditis auriculariae
Lineage: Eukaryota; Metazoa; Nematoda; Chromadorea; Rhabditida; Rhabditidae
Source: the annotation of a GenBank genome assembly
AUGGAAUUUAAGGACAGAAUUGUGAAGGAAAGGUAAAAAUUAAUAGCACAAUCCUGUCAUUUUUAAACUAACAGAGCACUCAGAAGCGCAAAACUGGAUAAAAAUGACGGAGAAAUACAUUUUUAUGAUUUUUCAGUAAACUUUGUAUUUUUAGCUGAAUGAGUGGGGAUUAUAUAGAAAAAUAUUUUACUUCUUAUUUUGAGCUCAAUAAAAAUGAAUUCAGGAAGUUCACAGCGACCGAAGACGUCAACUACAGUACCCACUCGUCGCGCUCGAGUUUUCGCUCCGAGAGCCUGACUUCGAGGGCCGAUGGCCGCAACCGUUCCACCAGCUCUGAGAUCGUUGCUGUGGGUUUUAAGUUCAAAUAAACUUUUCAUCGUAGUUUUCAUGUUAUCUUAUUGUUUAGAAGCAAAUCUUUACAAAAAAUUCGCUUAAAAGUUGAAAAUUUGUGGAUUUUUUCAUUAUUUCGAGCCUAAUAAUCUAUAGAUCAAUGAAAAACAACAGUAUAUUUUUUUUCAAAUCGGCUUUUUAGCCAUCUUUUCAACUGUAUAUCAUGUGUCAUGCCACUCGGCGUAAGCCGCCCCGAGUCGGGGCAGCCAAACACGGGGUCUCCAUUUAUUAAGCCUUCAAUAUCAACUCUGGUUCCUUUGCAUUUGACCGAGAAAAUCUUUCGCCUUUUACUAAAGAUUUCCGUGCAAAGGGGCGACUUUAUGAGUAUCGCCCAAUUUUUGGAAUCCCCUCGAGAGAGCGGGACAAAAAUAAGUGUACAAAAAGUGAUCGUAUUAUACAAGUCAAUUCAUUUCGUUUUGAAAAUUUUUCACAUUUUUUGGUGCGAAUCUGAAUUUGGUCGCAUGUAGAAUGGGUCUGGCGUGAGUCGUUUCGAGGUCGGCUGCAUCUUUGAAGUGGCCGCUUCGCAACCGCAACGCGUUAAGACAUUCUCCGUGCGGCCAAAAUUUAUUAAGCCGUUGCCAAGAAGCUCCAAGAGUCGCGAAAUUCGGGAAACUUCACUAGAAUCUUCGAAAAACUUCCUAGGAUCAUUUACAAUCGUUUACGAUUGACUUACAAAAAAUAUAUAAGUAAAAAAUUGAAAAGAGAAUGUUUUUUUCAAUGAGAUGGAAGAGCUAGAAAAUCAGAGUUAAAAAAAAUUUAAGUGAAAAAUUCCUUUUUUGGGUGAACUUAUGAUUUUCCAGGGAUCGGACACGCGCUCCUACCCGGUUUACAUUGCGAUCCAAGACUACGUGCCGGAUAAGGAGGACGUCGAGGGAAUCCCCUUGGAACAGGGCCAAAUUGUCGAGGUUUCUUCAUCUUUUCUAGUGUAAUUAAGAUCAUGAUUGUCUGGGAAAACUCUCAGUGGCCACUAUAGAGGCUCGCCAAAGACUACUUGGAGAGGAGUGGCCACUAAACCCACCUUUACAGUAGCCACUAUUUUCCGUUUUAGUGGCCACUUCAGUAAUUUCUCAUCCAGUAUUCCUCCCAGUAACUCUGAUAACUUUGAACAAGACAGAUUGGACCAGUUAUGUUGAUCCAUUGACCCCUAAAGUGGCCACUGAAAUUUUUCUUGGUCUGGUAGUAGCACUUAGACCUCAAUAGUGGCCACUAAUGUUUAACCCCUUAAGUGGCCACUAAUUUGACUACUACAGUGGUCACUAAACUUCAAAACCCUAUAGUGGCCACUAAAAAUUUUCCCAGAUGUUUCUAUUUUCAUUCGGAAGCUUCCUUUUUUCAGGUGCUCGACAAGAAAAACUCGGUCCGAUGGCUUGUAAGAACCAAGGUAUGUUGAUUGAUUAUUCAUCUUGUCCAUUUUUUCAAAUUUAUUGGUGUAAAGUUCAAAUGAAUCUGGCCGCAUGUAGAAUGGCUUUGGCGUAAGUCGUUUUGAGGUCGGGUGCAUCUUUGAAAUGACCGCUUCGCAGCCGCGACGCGUUGAGACAUUCUCCGUGCGGCCAAAGAAGCUCCAAGAUUCAUUAGGAUCAUUUACGAUCAUUUACGAUUUAUUUACGACCAAGACAUUUUUUGGAAAUCGUUCAGAAUAAUUUUUGAUGUACCAGGUGAGAAUCUUGAAAGUCUUAAAAAAAUAAAAAAUUUCUUUCAAAGUCGAAAAAAUCGUUGGAAUCUUGUAAGUAAGCCAUUCCCAGAUUUUUCUACCUUUUUUGACGAGAGAUUCCAGAUUCAGACUUUCCGGACCUUCUUCUAGUACUUCUAAAAGUGUUAUGGGUCAAUUAAAUAGCAAAAUGACAUGCAAAUAACUCAUUAAAAUGAACCAUCCGAACUUUAAAGGCGCGUCCUCCCAAGUCUGGCUGGGUGCCAGGAUCGUACUUCGAGACCCCCACGGAAUACUACAAACAGCGACGUCGAACCCGCGAAAUCGACGCCGGGAACCUGACCGAAGAACAGGCGGCCGUCGUCAAGCGAGAGUUCGUUUUGGAUUUUUUUUAAAUUUUUUUAUAGAACCGAGAAAGUCUGAUCCUUCUUUUCAACUGACUAGGGUAAUGACUGUGAUUUCAAAUUCUUCUUCUUGCUAGGCUUAACCGCGUUGAACUAGGAUUUUCAAGCUUUUUCUGAAUUCAGGAGGUCCCAUAUUUCACUUUAGCAAAGUUUCAUUAAAAAUUUCGGCGGGGGGGGUUAAAAAGUGAGGAUAGUUAUAAGUGGUAUAGUCUAUCCGCCGCGGCUAGAAUGAUUUCGAGUGUCUGCGUCUCUCUAUUCCUUCACCGGCGAGGUCAGAGAAACAUGAAAAUAGUGCAUCAACAUGAGAGGGUUGGCUAGAGACGAAGAGGGCGCAGAGAAGUCUCAUCCUUCUAAAGUUGUGAAAAAUGAACUAUAAAGCAGCAGAAAGACGCGGUCUCAAAAAGCUAGAAGAAUAUUCUGUGUUUCAAAAGUUUGACUGAGAAAAAAAGAGAAAAAGCCGUGGUAUAGUCUGUUUACCUAGACUAGAAAGGACGGAACUUGUCUGCGCCCUCCUCGUCUCUCGGCGACCCUCUCAUGUUGACAUGCUAUUUCCAUAUUUCUCUGACCUUGUCGGGAAGGGAACAGAGAGACGCAGACACGCGAAAACUGUCAAGUCGCGGCGGAUGGACUAUAAAAAUGGUCUCAAAAAUCUAGCCGCUUCGCAAAAAAAUAUACGUGUGCAAGCACGGCUCAAAUAUACUGGUAAAAAUUUUAGAAAAAUCAAUUUUCAACCCUCGGAGGUUGAUUUGAAAAAAAUAAAAAAAUAUUUUUUUACAUCGGGAGCUAGAAAAAAACAGCCAAGUUUUUUUGCGCAUAUUUUCUCAAUUUUAACCAAACUUUAUCUUCUGAACUCAUAAUUUCUUCACAAUCAUCAAAAAAUAUUCGAUAUCGAUUCGAAUCGUCACUAAUAUCCUCUCAAGUCCUCCGAAAAAUCGUUGCAAAACGCCGAGAAAUCAAUAAAACUGGAGCAAUUGUCGACUCGGCGGCUUUUUUUUCUUGUCUUGAAGAGGAUUUUUUUUCUCGCUUUUUGAGCCGCCGCUGGAGCCUGUCUUCACUGAGAUAAAUGGAUUUUCGGAGGGGUUUUGAAUGGAAUGAAAUUAUGAGGGAAAGGGAGAGUUUUUAAUACGGUUUUGAAAGAAAAAAAUGGGGGAUUUUCAAGAAGCGAAAGCACUGCAAAAAUAUGUAUAUUUUUUUAAUUAAGGAAAAUGUGAGAAAAUUUGAAGUUGAUGCUCAAAAAGUGCUCCGUUUUCGACCGAAAAAAAUUCUAAUUUUUAUGAAUUUCGAGCACUUUUUAAGCUCAUAAAGCAUUUUUUUAAAGAGCUAGUUUGAAAUUUUUUUACACUUUCCUUAAUAAUAAUCGAUCAGAAAUUCGUUAAUUUUGAGCCGAAAAUUUACAAUUUUCAUGUGUAAAAUCAAUUUUAACGGUUUUGAAGUCCGACAUGUGUUCGAGAGGAUCUUUUACCAUAACACAAGGCAUUUUAUAUGAUUUCCGCAAGAAAAGAAGUUAAUAUUUUAUGGGAUUUGUUCGGAAGGGGACGACAGAUGUUGGGAGGAAUUUUCUUAAAGUUUGAGGGGUUUUUGGGUCUUGAAAAUGAUUUUUUUCGUUGGUGAUUUUAUCUUAAAAUAUCACAAUCGUCAGCUUAAUGGGUUCUUAAAAAAGUGAAAAUCAGUAUAAUAUUGGGUUUUUUCAGCCAAGUCUACCAUGAACUUCUUCGCUCCGAGGAAGAAUUCGUCUCGUCUUUGCGCUCCUGUGUCGAUGAUUACAUCAAGGUGGGCUGAUUAAUUGAUUAAUCACCUUGUGAAUGACGUCACAAGCUUGUAAUUGAAGUAAACGCGAGUAAAUGAAGUUCAAAAAUUUAAAAAACGGGAAAACGGGGCUUUUCCUACACAGGAAUAGUUCAUGAAGAUUAAAAUAUGACUAAAUGAUUAAAUUCAUACUUUUCAUUUUUUUAACAGGUCAUGGACGAUCCGGGCGUUCCCGAAACGGUCAAGCAACAUAAGGAAGACCUGGCGAUCAAUAUUCCCGAGCUCUACAAUUUCCAUGCCAAGUUUGUCGUUUUCAUCGGUUUCAUUCACAGUUGGGAAGAGUCUGACGUGUCUGGGCUCUCUUUUCUCUCACUGAUCGAGAAAUUCACCGAAAAUUUCCAUGAGCUUGGGCCAAAUUCAAACCGCAGCGCGACCGCGCCGCGUUGAGCCAUUCCAAAUGCGACCAUAAGGCUCUGAAACCACAUGGGAAUGGCUCAAAAGCGGCUCAUAGUGCACCCGACCUUGAGCGACUUUUGUAGGCUGUAAGAUGCAACUAGGCGCAAGUAGUUUAUGGUCGGUUUGACCUGGCGAUCAAUAUUGAGGAGCUCUACAAUUUCCAUGCCAAGUUUGUCGUUUUCUUCGGUUUCAUUCUUAGUGGGGAAGAUUCUGACAUGUCUGGGCUCUCUUUUCUCUCACUGAUAAAGAAUGCAGACCCAAACUGUUCCAUGUGUCUGAGCCAAGACCGCGACGCGUUGAGCUAUUCCAAAUGCGACCAAAAGGCUUCGAACCUGCGUGGCAAUGACUUGAAGGCAUGGUGGUUGCGCCGCAUUUUUACUGCGCCCGACCUUGAGCGACUUUUGUGCUUCUAGGCUGUAAGAUGCAACUAGGCGCAAGUAGUUUCAGGUCGGUUGAGCUGACCUUCUUUUUUUUCCGAGUUUCGGCCGCAUUUGGAAUGGCUCAGCGCCUUGCAGAUCAUCUUCAAACCAUAAAACCAUGAUCUUUUAGAUAUUUCUGAAAAAAGACCUGCGACACUUAGUCUAGUGGCCGCAUUUGGAAUGGCUCUGCAGAUCACUUUUCCUCAAAAUUUUUUUUAUUUUUCUCAUCAAUUUACAUUUUCCAGUGUCAUGCUGAAAGGCCUGAACUACUACUCGGACGACCCGGGAAAAGUCGGCCAGACGUUUGUCCGCCUGGAACACGAUUUCGAGGCCCAUGUCGAGUUCUACAAGCAUCUGAACACCACGCUGGAACUCUUGGAAAAACCCGACAUCAAGCAGUUUUUCCAGGUAUUAUUUCCCCCUAUUUUCUGUUUUUUUUUUUGAUCAAUUACCUUGUUCCUCUGCUUGGCGGUCAUGAAAAUGCGGACGUUUUGGGGUAUUUGGAAAGUUAGGCCGUAGAGAAUGGCUUAAGAUUGAGAUAUUUGGAAAAUUAGCCUCCUGACUUUUCUUUACUGAUUCCAUAGUCUAAUGUUUAGACAUUUAGCUACUCCAAUGAUUUAUUUGGAAAAGUAGGCCACAGAGAAUGGCUUGCAGUCUGAAUAUUUGGAAAACUAGGUCUCCUGAUUUUUCUGAAGGAAAUCCCAGGCUUUCAGCUUUUUCAGUUAUUAUUUUGGGAAAAUUAGGCCGUGAAAAAUGGCUUGAAGUUUGGUCACUUGGAAAAUUAGGUCUUCUGACUUUUCUCUGCCAAUUGAAUUUCUUGUUAAGACAUUUAGCUUUUUCCAUUGAUUUAUUUGGAAAAAUAGGCCGUAGAAAAUGGCUUGCAGUCUGGGUAUUUGGAAAAUUAGGUCUCCUGGAUUUCUCAAGGAAAGUCGAAGUUUGCAGCUUUUUUUGAGAUUGAUUUGGAAAAUUAGGCCAUGAGAGACCAAUAGAUUAAUAAUUUCGAUAUUUGGGGAACUAGGCCUUCUUAUUUUUUAAAUUCAAAAAUAUAAGAAUGAGGUUUUUUUUUCAUCUAUUGGUCGAAUUUUUAUCGCAAGGUCCAGUUUUUUCCGCAAUUCGCAAAAACUUAAAAAUUAAAAAACGUCCGCAUUUUCGUGAUCGUGUUUCUACUAUCUUCCUGCCCGCAGCGUUUUUGAAUUUGUUUUUGAUUUUUUUGUGACAUUUCUCCGUAUUCACUGCUGAUAUUCUGAUUGAAAAAUUUGAAUUUCGAAGCUUUUUGGACAAUUUUUUUCUGGUUUACAAAAAAAGUUUGGAUUGAGUUCCAUUAUAAAAUGGAAAAAAACGACAAAAGUUCGAAAAAAAUCAUGAAAUUCAUUGAUAUUUGUUUUUCUCUGAUUUUUUUUCUUUUUUUGUUUCCUGCCCGCUGCGCUUUUUUUCUCAUCCUUUUUUUCUCUAUCCACUUCUUUUUCUCGAUUUCUUCACUUCUUCUGUGAUUUCAUCUCAAAUCAGCUUCAUAAAAAUGGCUCGGAAAAAGAUAGGCUGAGACUUCUUUGCUCUAUUGAUAAUUCAAAAAAAAAAAAUAAUAUUUCGGAUCAUUUUUUUCUGAGGCUGUCCUGCCAUUUUCUUUCCUAUUUUUUGAUUGAUUUUUUGAUUUUUUUUUUCUUUUUUUCUUCUCCUGUACAUCAUUAUCAUUCUUUGUUCCGCCUAUUUUCUCUCUUUUUUUGUAUUUUCUGACAUUUAUUUCUUCUCAGACACGCGAAGCGGUCGCGUCGCGUGUCGUGGAGAUUCUUAGGAACUCCAGAGUGGUCCCUAUAGGGUUUUGGAGAAAAAACAACCUCUACAGGGAACAGAAAAGUGCAAACUUCAACGAAUCUCGUUACGGGAGUAUUCCCUAG